AUGACCCCCUCCCUUCGACUAGCUACAAGUUAUAUUAAAAGCACAACCGCGUUUCUAGCCGCUGGGCUGGCGGAGGGAGCCAGCAAGGCCCGAACUAGGAGAGAGAAGCUCCUUCAACUUCUUUCCCCUUCCCCGCCGAAGGCGUCCAGGCGCUGCGCAUCUGCCUGUGACUUCCCCGCCCCCCCACCGCACAGCACCAGCUCGUCACAAGCGCCCGGGCCUAACGACAGCUUCUCCCUCCGGCAGCGGGGCCGCGGCCGCAGCUCGCCGCCUCCCACCACCCCACCCCGUCGGGCCCUUGCCCCUCCCAGCCUCCCUCCCCCAGCCACAUCCUUUCCCUCCCGGCGCGGUUUGCCUGCAGGCCAUUGGCUCUCAGCGCCGCCAGUCCCGCAGCCUCUCUCGCCCCGGCCGCCGCUUCGCGAAUCGGGCGUGAAUCGAUCGGUACCGAGUGCUCUGACUCCCUCCUGUUUCAGCAAAGGGAAACUAGCCCCAGGAUCACAGCCUUCGGUUCAGCUCUGCUCAAGCCAGAGCGCCACCAAUCUUGAGGCAGGCGGAAACCAAACCAAGAAGUACAUCCUGAAGUUCAGUUGUACCAGCUCCUUGGCUCCCAGAACAAGGAGUAAAAGAAGAAAAGAUACAGUAUUUGCAGAGACACAGAAAAUAACAGGGGCAUUCGGCCUCCAGUGGCUACGACUACCAGGUCUGUGGCACCGCUUGGAGAGGAGGAUACCAACAGCAAGCUGUCCGAAUUACUUGGCGAUACUAAUCUACUCUCAGCUUCUGUAUUUCUUGGGUGCUUAUCUCUUCAGCAUGGGAAACUUGCUGCAAGCGGCCUGUUGUUUACAUUCGGUGAUUAUGGCACUUCCAGGCAGUUGCCAUGUCCUGCAGCAAAGGAUGGACCACAGCACGUGGCCCUCUGCUGUCACUAGGGAAAGGUGUAGCAUCUCAGAUGUGGGCAUCUGCUGCAGAGCAUCUGACAGGAUUUCGGCAGAGCAGAGUCCUUUGUGCAUGCCUGUUUGAUAGAAAUUACCAAUGGUCUCAGAUGAAAUGUAGACUAUGACUGGCAGUGCAACAGCAAAAGGAGGAACGUUAAAAGGCAGAACAUAUGGGGACCGAGGUAGAAAAACUUAUUUCAACUUGUAUUCAAACCCUGUCAUACAGCUACGUGGUUCUCCUUGUAACAUGCCCCAUUACAUACAAAAAUGUUAAUGGCCACUGAGGGCUGAAGUAACAAAAAGAAGUUAUAUCUAUUGUCAAGCACAUUUAACUCAAACCACAAAACCAACAACUUCUGAAUUCUAGUGACAGAAUUACAAGGAAGCGCUGUGUGAACAAAGAUGCAGGCAGGAAGGUGUGACUAAAGACUUAAAAGUCUGGGACUUUUGUUUUCCAGAAGCAAAACAAAGGACUGUACAGCCAAAGUACAAGGAAGUCAGUGAAGCAGAAACCACAGGGGAUGAAGUGUCCACUCAUCCAGCACUUUCAGAUUUAGAGGACAGGGCAAUUUAGCGAAUCCCAGAGAUGAGAAGACAGAAUCAUAGACAAACUCUUGCAGAUUAGAAAUCAUGCCUGACUGACUGCAGAAGCAAGAGAAGUAACACACACAGCCCCAAAACACUGUCAAAGCUGACAUACUUUUGAGAAAUUACAUGAAUUCCCAGAAAAAGAAGGAAGGGUACAUGGCUUGGGGGCAUCAACUGUUCUUUCAGAAUACUGGAAAGGUGGAGAAAAGACUAGAGACCUCGAUCAAUUUACUGAAGCAUUUGAUCAUGUUUUCAGGGAAGAUACAUGCAUCUCAUUUUCUGUUGCUUAAACAUUCAUUAGUCAUUUAGUCAGAAAGAGUUUAAAAAGCAAAUCAUGCAGGAGUAGUCCAAGCAAAUUUUUUUUUCUAGUUUUUACAUAGAGGGUAAAGAAUCUUGGAGUGAAGACAAGGCUAUCUUAAAUCCUGAUCUAACAUAUAUAUGAGUCUGUAUUAAAGAGUACGAGAAUGAAGAGAAGCAUUUAUUUGGUUCCAAGAGAGAACCUCACUCGCAUUCAUCUCUUCAGUCACUGCAGCUUGUACUGCAACAGGAAUUACUUUUCAGGCUGCUACAUCACAUCAGAUUUUGACCAGAACUCCAAGUGAAACAAAUAAUUGGACUGAUGAUGUUCCCACUAAAGUCCACCAUACAAUUCCUAUUUAUUUCAGAAAAAGCAAAGUCAGUCUGAAGGUAUUUGUAGUAGAAUUUGAAGAACCACUUUCACACCUAGUUUUAUACCAUUUAAUUCUGUUGACUUCUGUGGGGUAACACAUGAUUUUUCAGUCUUAAAAAUAAAACCACAAUAAGGUCAAUUUGUCUUUUUAUUAAUUAUUCAUUGCCUAAGCCUAGGGACUUAUCGCCGUUGAGGCCCACAUGCACUGCUGCUAAAGCCAUAG
This is a messenger RNA of Falco peregrinus (peregrine falcon), 2416 nucleotides long. RefSeq lists its product as uncharacterized. NCBI's taxonomy places the organism in Eukaryota, Metazoa, Chordata, Aves, Falconiformes, Falconidae. The transcript has 6 exons. The record is from RefSeq and is a predicted model, not a curated record. The coding region runs from base 1 to 1020 and encodes 339 amino acids.